Molecule: messenger RNA, 2369 nt
Organism: Arvicola amphibius (Eurasian water vole)
Lineage: Eukaryota; Metazoa; Chordata; Mammalia; Rodentia; Cricetidae
Gene: Runx1t1
Product: RUNX1 partner transcriptional co-repressor 1
Exons: 11
Coding region: 1-1812 (603 amino acids)
Biological process (GO): DNA-templated transcription; negative regulation of DNA-templated transcription
Cellular component (GO): nucleus
Molecular function (GO): transcription corepressor activity
Source: RefSeq, a predicted model, not a curated record
AUGAUUUCUGUGAAAAGAAACACUUGGAGAGCACUGAGUGUAGUGAUAGGUGACUGUCGGAGGAAGGCGAGCUUUGAAGGUUGCCAAGAUCGGACUGAGAAGCACUCCACAAUGCCAGACUCACCUGUGGAUGUGAAGACGCAAUCUCGGCUGACCCCUCCAGCGAUGCCGCCUCCCCCAACGACUCAAGGAGCACCAAGAACCAGCUCAUUUACACCAACGACGUUAACGAAUGGCACGAGCCAUUCACCUACGGCCUUGAAUGGCGCCCCCUCGCCGCCCAAUGGCUUUAGCAAUGGGCCUUCUUCUUCUUCUUCCUCUUCUCUGGCUAAUCAACAGCUGCCCCCAGCCUGUGGUGCUAGGCAACUCAGCAAGCUGAAAAGAUUUCUUACUACCCUGCAGCAGUUUGGCAAUGACAUUUCACCGGAGAUUGGAGAAAGAGUUCGCACCCUCGUACUAGGACUGGUGAACUCUACGUUGACAAUUGAAGAAUUUCAUUCCAAACUGCAAGAAGCCACUAACUUCCCACUGAGACCAUUUGUCAUCCCGUUUUUGAAGGCCAACCUGCCCCUGCUCCAGCGGGAACUGCUCCACUGCGCAAGGCUAGCCAAACAGAACCCUGCCCAGUACCUCGCUCAGCAUGAACAGCUGCUUCUGGAUGCCAGCACCACCUCCCCAGUUGACUCCUCAGAGCUGCUUCUCGAUGUGAACGAAAACGGGAAGAGGCGAACUCCAGACAGAACCAAAGAAAAUGGCUUUGACAGAGAGCCUUUGCACUCAGAACAUCCAAGCAAGCGAGCAUGCACUAUUAGCCCAGGCCAGCGGUACAGUCCAAAUAAUGGCUUAUCCUACCAGCCAAAUGGCCUGCCUCACCCCACCCCACCUCCACCUCAGCACUACCGUUUGGAUGAUAUGGCCAUUGCCCACCACUACAGGGACUCCUAUCGACACCCCAGCCACAGGGACCUCAGGGACAGAACUAGACCUAUGGGGUUACAUGGCACACGUCAAGAAGAAAUGAUUGACCACAGACUAACAGAUAGAGAAUGGGCAGAAGAAUGGAAACAUCUUGAUCAUCUGUUGAACUGCAUCAUGGACAUGGUGGAAAAGACGAGACGAUCCCUCACCGUUCUGCGGCGGUGUCAGGAAGCAGACCGGGAGGAGCUGAAUUACUGGAUCCGGCGCUACAGCGAUGCUGAGGAUGUGAAGAAGGGCAGCGGCAGCAGCAGCCACUCCAGGCAGCAGAGCCCCGUCAACCCAGACCCUGUUGUGCUAGAUGCACAUCGGGAAUUCCUUCACAGGCCUGCGUCUGGAUAUGUGCCAGAGGAGAUCUGGAAGAAAGCUGAGGAGGCUGUGAACGAGGUGAAGCGACAGGCAAUGACCGAGCUGCAGAAGGCUGUGUCUGAGGCAGAGAGGAAAGCCCACGACAUGAUUACCACAGAGAGGGCCAAGAUGGAACGUACGGUGGCUGAGGCCAAGCGGCAGGCAGCAGAGGACGCUCUGGCGGUCAUCAACCAGCAGGAAGACUCCAGCGAGAGUUGCUGGAACUGUGGCCGGAAAGCAAGCGAGACCUGCAGCGGCUGUAACACCGCCCGGUACUGUGGCUCCUUUUGCCAGCAUAAAGACUGGGAGAAGCACCACCACAUCUGUGGACAGACCCUGCAGGCCCCACAGCAGGGAGACACGCCUGCAGUCAGCUCCUCAGUCACACCCAGCAGUGGGGCUGGGAGCCCAAUGGACACACCACCAGCAGCCACGCCCAGGUCGACCACCCCGGGAACACCCUCCACCAUAGAGACGACGCCUCGCUAGACCUAAGCUCGAACUGUCAGAGGAAAGACACCGCAACCAACACGAAAGCAAUUCCUCAUCCUCAGAUGCUCAAAGCCGUUUUUCUGUUUGUUUGUUUAUAGAUGAACUAUCUAAUUUCAGUACUUUCAGCAAGAGAGAACCUAACUGUAUCUUUUGAGGCGGUAGUAAAACACAGAGGGCCAGUAACGGGUCGUAAUGACUUACUGUGGAUAACAAAGAUAUCUUUUUAGAGAACUGAAAAAAGGAAAGAAUAUAACGUGAAAUGCUAGAUUUGACCUCCUCCCUGUUAUUUCCAAGUAGCUGGGAUUUUAAACUAGAUGACCUCAUUAACCAAUGCUUUACCAAGCAGCAAACCAAGAGAUUGUUCAUUGCUGUUGAAAGCAAAAAUGCUAAUAUUAAAAGUCACAGUGUUCUUUAUAUACAAUAAUGGAAAGAAAAAAAGAGGCGAUCCCUCAAGGGCACGAGCGUUGGAUACAGCACUAGACAUUUUAACAAGAAGAUGAAUGGCGUCUGUGGGUUGCUAACUGAACUUUGAAGACCCGCUACAAAACGCGCAG